Fusarium odoratissimum NRRL 54006 is the source of this 297-nucleotide messenger RNA. RefSeq lists its product as uncharacterized. NCBI's taxonomy places the organism in Eukaryota, Fungi, Ascomycota, Sordariomycetes, Hypocreales, Nectriaceae. The transcript is spliced from 2 exons. The record is from RefSeq and is a predicted model, not a curated record. The coding region runs from base 1 to 297 and encodes 98 amino acids.
AUGCGCCACCUAUCGAGCCGAGCCUGGAGGUGUUCUCUUCGUCAUCGACCCGCCAAGAGCGCCGAAAUCAAUAUUCUCAAGGAAAAUGGCGAUCAUCCUCAAGUUGUACACUUCGAAAAUGGCGAUUAUAUCUCAGAGCAUGAGGGCGCGCGCCAUAUUUCGCUGGCCUUUGAGGUCGAGACAGAUGUUGAUGAUCAGCGAAGAUCCUUCAGUACGGUAUUUAUUGAUGAUGAGGGCAAGGAUCUCUACGCGAUGGGCAUUCCUAUGCUUCAGAAUCUCGCGGUCCCUGUAGCUUGA